AUGGCCGCCCCUCACCCAGUAUCCCCCAGGACUACUACACCAAACUCUGGGAGUAGGACCAUGGAGGUCCGCCCUCAGCCUGUCCUGCGUCUGUCAGCACCUUCGGGCGUGCUCCGUCUGCGAGCGGAGCCCUCGCAACGUCGACACAUUCAAUGGGCGGAAGACGUGGUUGACAAUGAAGGCAUGGGGAAGAAAUCAUCCAAAGUCUGCUGCAUUUAUCACAAGCCCCGCGCUGCCGACGAGUCUUCCGACGAGGACUCUUCAGAUUCAUCAUCAGACUCAGAUUCAGACUCUGAGCCCGACAACAGCACCGCAAGACCUGCUGGAAGAAUUGGCGGUGCGCGCGGCAGACGGCCACAUCAGCACGAUGAUGGUUGUGAAGACGUCCACGAUCACGGCGAGGCCUCUAGUACCCCGCAAAAGCACAAACGUCAACGGAGGAAGCCAAGCCCGAAUGCUUACGAGAAGAUGCCGAAGCAGAAGAAGUGA
This is a messenger RNA of Alternaria arborescens, 489 nucleotides long. RefSeq lists its product as hypothetical. Gene Ontology annotation, molecular function: protein phosphatase 1 binding; protein serine/threonine phosphatase inhibitor activity. The coding region runs from base 1 to 489 and encodes 162 amino acids. Gene Ontology annotation, cellular component: nucleus. The transcript has 2 exons. The record is from RefSeq and is a predicted model, not a curated record. NCBI's taxonomy places the organism in Eukaryota, Fungi, Ascomycota, Dothideomycetes, Pleosporales, Pleosporaceae.